Durusdinium trenchii is the source of this 969-nucleotide messenger RNA. The record is from the annotation of a GenBank genome assembly. NCBI's taxonomy places the organism in Eukaryota, Dinophyceae, Suessiales, Symbiodiniaceae.
AUGGAGUUCCGGAAAGCUGCACGGCUUUUGCGGCUUCUAGCUCUCUUUGCAUGUGUGCACAGUCAGGAGCGCACCUCCAAUGACGCUGCGGAGUGCACUGCUUUAUUUCAAGCGCACAAGCAUCGAGCAAGACGAAGGACACAUGUUGGGCCACAGAGCAUCCCUUGCAUCAUCCAUCAGACCUGGAAAACACAUCAGCUGAACCAACCGCAGGGUAGCUAUGCAGAUUCGUGGAAAGAGAUGAAUCCAACAUGUGAAUACAAGCUUUGGAACGACACGGAGAUCACGGAGCUGGCUCAGUCCAAAUCUCCCGACUUGCUUUGGCCCAUUUGGGAGGGCUUUACGCCCGUUGAAAAGGCGGAUGUUUUUCGAUAUUUGGUCCUCUGGGCCUUCGGAGGUUACUAUGCCGAUGCCGACGUGGAAUGCGCGAGACCCAUCAAGACAUGGGAGGUGCCCGAGGAGACGGACAUGAUUGUAGGCUAUGAGUUCGGGCAUCGCUUCCCGGAGUGGCAGCGAGCAGAGAUCAAGUUUGGCCGCACCGAACAGUUUCAGCAGUGGUUCAUCGUCUCGGCUCCGCAGAAUCCACUUUUGCUUCGGGUGUUGCACAUGAUCCGACGUCGUUUCGCCUGGAAGAUUCAAAGCACACUGGAUCUCACAGGCCCUGGGGUCUUCAGUGAUGCAGUUCAUGAGUUCCUGGAGGACAACUCAGAGGAUGCAGUGCAGAAGGAGAUUGGAUUUCGCCAGUCUCCACCAGGUGCACACUAUCUGAGUUUUCCUAGUGAAAAAUUGUACGGCCUUGGGACGUGGAAACUCUGGGUCUGCGCGGCGGGUCGUGUAAACUCCUCGCCACAGGUGGCCCGGGACGAUCCGGAAGAGGGGAAAGCGCCUCUGAUCAUUCAUCAUUUUCUGGGCAGUUGGAAGACCGACAAGGAUCGCACUCCGGCCGAGCUGGCCAAAAUGGGCAAGUAA